Messenger RNA from Eucalyptus grandis, 912 nucleotides. Its product is annotated as DNA damage-repair/toleration protein DRT102. Gene Ontology annotation, molecular function: isomerase activity. The record is from RefSeq and is a predicted model, not a curated record. The transcript has a single exon. The coding region runs from base 1 to 912 and encodes 303 amino acids. Gene Ontology annotation, biological process: carbohydrate metabolic process. NCBI's taxonomy places the organism in Eukaryota, Viridiplantae, Streptophyta, Magnoliopsida, Myrtales, Myrtaceae.
AUGGCUGGUUUCCCCGUUGCUGCCGCCGCCAUCGCCCGCCCCAACAAAAUCAUAGUGGGGGCCACUCCUUCCGGCGCUCCGCUCAAGGACGCCCUCGUCCCCCGCAUCCGCGAGGAGCCGGGCAUCGAGGUCCAGGACCUCGGCAUCGGCUUCACCAUCGCCGCCGACGUCGGCCGCCGCGUCUCGUCCUCCCGCGGAUCCGGGGCCCGCGGCCUCGUCGUCUGCGGCUCCGACCACAUCGGCUCCAUCCUCGCCAACAAAUUCUCCGGUAUCUUCGCGACGGCCUGUCGAUCCGUCGACGACGCCGUCGACGCCCGGUCCAUUUCCAAUUCCAACGUCCUCGUCAUCUCCCCCAAUUCCACGCCGUGGGACUUCGCCUACGAUAUCUUCCGCGCCUGGCUAAAGACCCCCUUCAAGUCCCCCUGCCCUGCCUCUGGCGGCUGGCCCUGGGGCGACGGCGUCCAGGAAUCCCUCGAUCGAGCCCAAUUCGAAAUGGCCCAGAUAGGUGUGCGGAUCUCGGAGCCGGAUGUUUGCGUUUCCUGGCCAUUUUGCUGCCUGGCGAAUUCCCCGGUGACGAGUCCGUUCGAAAAGAUCCCUGGGGGAUCAGUGAAGAUAAUCCGAGAGAACCCGACAUCGGCGACCGUGAAGUUCAACGCCGGGAGCUUGGAGCCACCUCAUCACCAUACCUCCGGGCACGAACGGCUGUUGCUGCAGGGCGAGAUGAGCGUCUGGAACUUGAGCAAGAAGAAGAGGUACGACUUGGGGGCUGGGAAUUACUUGUUCACGCCCGGUGGGGAUGUGCACAUGGUGAAAUACCAUAAGGACACGAAGUUAUUUGUCAACUGGUUCGGCCCCUGCAACAUGUUCUUCGACCGGGAACUCGACACUGCUGAGAUGGCCAUCGACGAGUAA